Messenger RNA from Lindgomyces ingoldianus, 621 nucleotides. RefSeq lists its product as uncharacterized. The transcript has a single exon. The record is from RefSeq and is a predicted model, not a curated record. Bases 1 to 621 code for a protein of 206 amino acids. Lineage: Eukaryota; Fungi; Ascomycota; Dothideomycetes; Pleosporales; Lindgomycetaceae.
AUGAAGUUCGCAAUUCCAACCCUCGCUCUGGCUCUUGCAGCCUCGACAAACGCUCAGUUCUACAACCAAUCUGCACCCUUCCACCUGAUUCUUCUCUCUUCCAACACCACAAUCAAUGGAUCUACCCUCUCAGCCUGUCACGAAGGUGCCGCAAUUGAGGGUCUCUGUCUUAGCAACUCAAUCUCAAUUUCCCAGCCCGAGAGCAUCGCGCCUGGAACUUUCACCUUCAAUUAUUCCGACUCAGUAGUUACACCCAACGUAACACUUGGAUCACCCGGCUAUCUUACAUAUCUCCUUCAAGGUUCAAACUUCAACUUCUCAGAGCCUAUGGGUUUGUAUGUCAAUCCGACGACAAAUGUAGCGCUCCCUCUGUUCUACCCUGGAGACAAUUUAGCGACGGUAGUCAGCUUCGACGAGAGUAACCUGAUGAACAUUCAGGGGUAUAUCGAUGAUACGAAAUCUCCAGCUGCAGUUGGCAAUAUAACUGCGUAUUACCGCUGGUACAGUUGCACAACAUACUACACUGGUUAUACGUAUGUGAUGUUGAGUUGGGUGUUGGGGGCGAGGGAGCCGCAGAAUCCAACCUGUAUCAAGGUGAAUGUGAAGCGUGUCUUCACUUAA